Penicillium paradoxum is the source of this 3618-nucleotide messenger RNA. RefSeq names its product ABC transporter ATP-binding protein. Gene Ontology annotation, biological process: transmembrane transport. The coding region runs from base 1 to 3618 and encodes 1205 amino acids. Gene Ontology annotation, molecular function: ABC-type transporter activity; ATP binding; ATP hydrolysis activity. Gene Ontology annotation, cellular component: membrane. Lineage: Eukaryota; Fungi; Ascomycota; Eurotiomycetes; Eurotiales; Aspergillaceae. The transcript is spliced from 9 exons. The record is from RefSeq and is a predicted model, not a curated record.
AUGGAUAUCUCCAAAGAAUCCGAGAAAGAUGAGCUCCAUGCUCAAGAACCCAAGAAGGAAGCAGGUGCUUUGAAGAGCUAUCUUAGAAUCUUUCAAUAUGGCUCACCCAGGGACUAUACCUUGCAGGCCUGCGCUACGGCCUGUGCUUUGGGAUCUGGCGUUGGCAUGGCACUUGUAAAUUUGGUGUUUGGCCAAUUCAUCACUGUCAUCACCGACUAUACCUCGAGUCAUGCUAAUCCGUCGAAAUUCCGAAGCGACGCGGGCAGGCUUAGUCUCUAUUUCUUCAUCAUUGGACUGUGUCGAUUCUUCCUCACUUAUGGAUACAGUACAUUGUUUACACUGGCGGCAUACCGAAUCGCACGAAACAUUCGCCGCUUGUACCUGAAAGCAGGUCUUAGCCAAGAAAUUGCAUUUUUUGAUGCUGGCAGUAGUGGAUCAAUUGCCGUGCAAGCAACCUCGAAUGGGCGACUCAUCCAGGCUGGGAUAUCUGAAAAACUUGGGCUUGUAGUCCAGGGGCUAUCCACCUUCAUCUCAGCCUUCGUGCUUGCAUUUGUCACUCAAUGGAAAUUGACCUUUAUCUGCUGCUGCAUUGCCCCAGCAACGCUCCUCGUGUUGGGUACAGCCGCUACCAUUGAGGCUUCGAUUGAAACAAAGAUUCUCAAAGUUCAGGCCAAAGGUGGAGCUUUUGCGGAGAGCAUUCUAUCGAGUACUCGGACGGUACAUGCUUUUGGCCUUCGAAAUCAGCUGCUGCACGAGUUUGACAAGUUCUUGCAAGCCUCAAGGCAUCUUGGAAACAAGAAAUCGCCUCUUUUUGGUUGCCUUUUUGCGGUUGAGUACACCAUCAUUUUUGCAGGAUUUGGCUUGUGCUUUUGGCAGGGCGUAAGGAUGAUAUCUACUGGUGAGGUGGAGAACGUCGGGGAUGUUUUCAGUGUUCUCAUGUCCAUAGUCGUGGCAGCUACGAGCUUGACAUCCAUUAUGCCUUACAUGAUUGAAUUUACUCGCGCUGCCUCCGCAGCAUCAGAACUAUUCCAGCUCAUGGAUCGAACCUCGACCAUCAAUCCUUUUGACGAGUGCGGACAGACACCAACGGAUGUGACAGGCUAUAUAAACUUUGAUAAUGUCUCGUUUGCGUACCCCAUGCGUCCCGACGUCAAGGUCUUGGAUGACUUCUCACUGCACAUUCCUGCCGGGAAGACAACUGCACUCGUUGGAGCUAGCGGUUCUGGCAAGAGUACUAUCAUUGGGCUGAUUGAACGAUGGUACAAUCCGUUGUCGGGAACGAUCAAGCUUGACGGCCAACCUGUUGAAGUUUUCAAUCUCAAAUGGCUGCGUCAACACGUUAGACUUGUUCAACAGGAGCCUGUUCUAUUCACUGGCACAGUCGCCGAAAAUAUCGCCAAUGGACUGGUUGAUACGCCAUGGGAAAACGAACCCAAAGCCCAGAAGCUAGCUCGGAUACAAGAGGCCGCCAAGGUUGCCUUUGCCCACGAUUUCAUCACCGACCUUCCCAACGGGUAUGAUACUAUCAUUGGGGAGAGAGGUGGGUUGUUGUCUGGCGGUCAAAAGCAACGUGUUGCAAUUGCGCGCAGUAUUAUCUCACAUCCACAGAUCCUUCUUUUAGAUGAGGCAACUAGUGCUCUUGACCCCCAUGCCGAGGAGAUCGUGCAGCAGGCACUGAACAACGUCUCCAAAGGACGCACAACAAUUACUAUUGCGCAUAAGCUAGCCACUAUCCGAGAUGCUGAUAACAUUGUGGUCAUGGAACACGGCCGCAUCCUUGAGCAAGGCACGCACAGCUCACUGUUGGACUCGAAUGGUGCCUAUUCAAGACUCGUACUGGCUCAGGAUUUGUCUGUGGCCACACAGGACUCCGAAUAUGUUUCUAGCAAUGAAGAAAAAGAAGACAUGGAUCAUCAUAAGCUGACCAGCGAGUUGACUCAGUACUCAACUCUGACAAGAUCAGCCCCAGAUAAGCAAAUUAGUCGUGAUGACUUUGGCCACUGGAAAAGAUUGGGACUUCUUCAAACGGUCUGGAGAUUGGUCAAAUCGACCCCGGAGCUCGGAUGGACGUUUGCGAUCCUGCUUUUGGGGUGCCUAGCUGGAGCACAGACCAUGAACCACAAGUACCGGAAACAAGUCAUCAACGACAUGAUGAAGCAGGACUUGCAGUUUUUCGAUCGCCCCGAAAACACGACGGGGGCUCUCACCAGCCGUGCCGACUCCUAUCCACAGGCUGUGUUUGAGCUCAUGGGCUUCAACGUUGCACUGAUCCUGGUCUCAACUGUUGGGGUAUUGUCAUGCGCCAUUCUAGCAAUAGUAUAUUCCUGGAAGCUUGGGCUUGUAGUGGUCUUAGCAGGACUUCCACCCAUGCUUCUUUCCGGCUACGCUCGCAUCAGAAUAGAGGGCGAAAUGGACCACAAGAUUUCAAAAAUGUUUUCCAACAGUGCAUCAAUUGCCUCCGAGGCCGUCACUGCAAUCCGAACCGUGUCUUCUUUGGCCAUUGAGACCUCUGUCUUGGAGCGUUAUACCCAAGAGCUUGACCAUGCGAUUGCGGCGUCUACAAAGCCAGUGCUUCUCAUCAUGCUUCCUUUCGCAUUUACUCAAACCGUGGAAUAUUCCUUCCUCGCACUUGGUUUCUGGUAUGGAUGCAGACUUGUCUCAUUUGGAGAGUUGAGCAUGGUCAACUUUUUCAUCACCUUUUUGAGUGUCUUUUUCUCUGGCCAGCAAGCUUCAAUCCUUUUUGGCUUUUCAAGCAGUAUGACCAAAGCUGUGAAUGCGGCCAACUACAUCUUUUGGCUUGAAGAGCUUCAGCCUACCAUUCGAGAGACUGACGAGAAUCGCGACAUUGGUCCUGGCGACUUCAAGUCUCUGCAGUUGGAGAAUCUGCAGUUCUCUUACCCAAUGAGACCUGAUGCUCGCGUACUCCGUGGCAUCGAACUCCAUAUAAAACAGGGACAAUUCGUCGCAUUCGUCGGCGCAUCUGGAUGUGGAAAAAGCACCAUGAUCAGCAUGCUCGAGCGCUUCUAUGAUCCAAUAGCAGGUCACAUCAAAAUUGACUCUCUUGCACUAGACCACUUGAAUCCAUGGCUGUACCGAGGUGAAGUGGCACUUGUACAACAAGAGCCCACGCUUUAUCCCGGCACUAUUCGUGAAAACAUCGCUAUGGGCACACCGUCUGAUGACGCCUCAAUGGUUUCUGACAACGAUAUUGAGGCUGCCUGUCGGGCUGCUAACGCGUGGGACUUUAUCUCCUCGCUACCUGAUGGUCUAAUGACCCUCUGUGGGGUCAACGGUACACAACUCUCUGGUGGUCAGCGACAGCGCAUUGCCAUUGCCAGGGCGCUACUCCGAAAUCCACGUUUAUUGCUACUGGAUGAAGCAACUAGCGCUUUAGACACACAAUCAGAGAGGAUUGUCCAAGAUGCGCUGAACGAGGCCGCUUCCCAUGGUGACAGAAUCACCAUUGCGGUCGCUCAUCGUCUGUCCACUAUUCGCCAUGCAGAUAUGAUCUGCGUGUUUGAUGGAGGCAAGAUCGCGGAGUCCGGAACCCACGAGGAACUACUAGCCAGGGGCCGACUUUAUCCCAGGAUGUGUGAGGCUCAGAACCUAGGCACAUAA